AUGUCUUUUUCUUGGGACUGGCAUAGGUUCAGAGGUGAGAAUUGUCACUCCGUUCUCACCUCUCUCACCCCAGUCUCGAGACUUCUCACCCAUAUCACCCGCACUCACCCUAGAGUGUCGCAGCGUCGCUUAGUACGGCUGAGCGAACGGAAAGCCCUGUUUUCCACACCCUAUGGUCGUAUGUACUAG
Molecule: messenger RNA, 189 nt
Organism: Penicillium bovifimosum
Lineage: Eukaryota; Fungi; Ascomycota; Eurotiomycetes; Eurotiales; Aspergillaceae
Exons: 3
Coding region: 1-189 (62 amino acids)
Source: RefSeq, a predicted model, not a curated record